UGUACAGCAGCAGCACUCAGGCAGGCGGCUUCAGCACCUCGGACAGCAGCCGCGGCUCGGGCAUAUACCGGCGCGUUACACUGGGGCGAUUACCGCUAUCUGAGACUGGAUGGGGGCCCAUGGGGCGGGCUCGGGUGUGCUGCUCAUCGUACUCCUCCCAUAUCGCAUGCAUCUCCUCCUGCCCCGCUGGGGGUCUCCCCGGUAGCUGGUGCCCCACACUCCCGGCACACCAGCAGCGACACAAGCUCUAGGAGGACGGUCUCUCACCCUCCGGUAGAGGUGUAACCAGACUCGGGUGUGGCCCCGGAAGUCGGCUCCUCCCAACAUGGCCGCGGAGUCAGACGGUACCCGGGUGGCUCCCCGGUCCCCCCGGUACUCCCUCCGGGACGGCAUCUGGGUGGUGAUGGCGCUUCUGGUGUUCUUCUCGGACGGGGCGUCGGACCUGUGGCUGGCGGUGGAUUACCUGCAGCAGCACCGGCUGCGAUGCUUUUGGCCCACCGUCCUGCUGGUGCUGCUGCCCUCCCUGCUCACCCAGAGCCUGAGCUUCAGCUGGGUGGUCACUGACCGGGGCUCCUCGCCGGCCACCACCCGCACCUCCUGCCGCCUGUGCGCCUGGAUCAUGCAGGGCUCCGUGCACCUGCUGCAGCUGGGACAGGUGUGGAGGUACCUGCGAGCCCUUUAUCUUGGCCUACAGAGCCGCUGGCAUACUGAGCAGCAGAGCCGCCAUUUCUACUGGCGCAUGAUGUUUGAAAGUGCAGAUAUCAGCAUGUUGCGUCUGCUGGAGACUUUUCUGAAGAGCGCACCACAGCUAGUGCUGCAACUCUGCAUCAUGGUACAGCAAGGCCACGUGGAACCUUUGCAAGGUCUAUCUGCCACUGCAUCUCUCCUGUCCCUUGCCUGGAUGAUUGCUUCUUACCAGAAGGUCCUGAGGGAUUCCCGUGAUGAUAAGAUGCCUAUGUCUUACAAGGGAGCGGUGGUGCAGAUCCUAUGGCAUCUCUUUACCAUUGCCGCCCGAGCUCUGGCUUUCUCCCUCUUUGCCUCUGUCUUCCACCUUUACUUUGGAAUUUUUAUUGUCACUCACUGGUGUCUCAUGACAUUCUGGAUCAUUCAAGGGGAGACAGACUUCUGCAUGUCCCGCUGGGAGGAGAUCCUAUAUAACAUGGUACUGGGUAUCAUCUACAUUUUCUGCUGGUUUAAUGUACGUGAGGGCCGGACCCGCUGUAGAAUGACCACAUAUUACAUCAUUGUUCUGGCUGAGAAUGCCGUACUCACUGCUUUGUGGUAUUAUUAUCGUCCUGAAUCGGAACUUGGUGACUUCUAUGCUCUUCUUAUUGUUUGUUUAGUCAUCUGUAGCUUUGCACUUGGUGUCUUCUUCAUGCUUAUUUACUACAGUCUCCUGCAUCCCAAUGGCCCAAUGUUUGGAUCUUCAAGCAGCAGCUGUGUAUUUACGGAAGGUCCUGACACUUCCAGGGCCCCUGAAGCAGAAGCCACAGAGAGCCUUCCCCGUACUCUGCCACGGACUACAGAACAAGAAAGGGACUUUGUACCAGGAGACAGGGACAGCUGUGCUCCAGUCUUUCAAGUGCGUUCUAGUGUUCCCCCAACCCCUGUGACACGUCUACUUCGUGCGCAGGGACCUGUGAUUCGCAUAGAUCUUCCACGCAAGAAAUAUCCUGCCUGGGAUGCUCAUUUCAUUGACCGUCGCUUGCGGAAGACUAUUUUGGCCCUGGAAUAUUCCUCCCCAGCCACACCCCGUGUCCAGUACCGCACUAUAGGGACCUCCCAGGAACUUACCGAGUAUGAAACCACUGUGUGACCACUUCUCAAGAAAUAGGGUGCAGGAGAGACUGAGGAAUUAUACUGCAAAGCCUAGAUGGAUGGCUCUGCAAAAGUCUAGAGUGACAAGGAUAGAAGAAACACUGGAAUGGGAGAGAGGCAGGAUAGAUGGCCUGUUGGGGAGAUCAUUGAGAACCAUGAUAGUUCUUUAAAAUUAUGGGCUCUAUCAGACAGAUAAUGUGACAAGAUAAUAUUAAGAGACGUAAAUUGAAGACAGACACUUUGGUAUGUGUGUGUUUUAACAGGAGAGACUCUUCAGAGCAGACAUAGGCAGCCUAUGGAUCUCCAGCUGUUGUGGCUGUGCCAGAACUUGUCAUUCAUAAAAGACGGAUAGGUAUGGGCUAACUGGCAGGGCAUUCCAGGAUAAUUGGUUCAACAGAUGAAAAACCACAGGAUACCUAAUCUGCUCUACAGUGGAGUGAGUGGCAGGAACCUGUAGAGGGCAGAAGCGAAUGUGAAGCUAUACAGGGAAGUAGCCUUUCUGUGGUAAUGGGUGAUCAUGGCAGAAGAAAUGGGUAUAGGAGACUGGACCUGGAAGAAUGGUGGCCUCAUAAGUUGGAGGAGACGCUUAAUAAGGUUUAGUGACAGCGAAUUGACCUCAGUCCCAGAACAGGGAGAUAACCCUGUCUGGAUGUGAUUGGUGCUACUCACAGAAUAGGUGUGUGUUCUUGUAGAGAAGGUAACAUAUCUUCUGUGUGCACAUAAUUGUCCUCAGUGUCCAUAGUGGUGAAUGUGUGUAUGGGUGUAUUCAUAUGGUCAAAGCUAGAGCCUAGAAACACAAGUAACUGUUUAUUACUAUUGAGUGUCUGUAGGCACCACACCACUCACAUAUUGCCAGAAAACCUGAUUGUAUAUUGAAUAUUGUGAGCAGUGCUUCCAAUUUAUUGGGAAUUAGGGGGUGCUUAUUUAUUUGGAUCGGUUUGGUAUGGCAAAUAACAAAUUUCUGAAGUCACAUUUCCAGCAAAGCAGCCACGUUGUGUUCAGUGCGCCACCAAGGCAAAAAGACACUGGCCGUACCAUAUCAAAUAGCACAUGAGCUACCACCUAACAUACCCAUGUCCUACAGCUUAUUUAGCUUACAUAUCCCUUUCCGCUACUGGAUGGAUAUGGAAAGUGUGUAGUAUUAUAGUAUAGCUUGGCAGAACAUCACACAGAAGCAUAUGGUAGUGCAGAGUAUUCCUCUACUAGAACACACCUCAAUCAGAGCAUCACUGUCACUUUAGUAGUCCAGGAUGUACCGUUCUUUUUGUAAAGGCCUUUUUUAUUUGUUUAUUUAAGGAGCUCCCAGAUACAAUUAAAGGAAAAUCAAACACAGUGAGCAACACUAUUUUUCAUAGAUAGAAUGAGUACAACUAGAAACACGGUACGGAAAUCAAAAAAGGAAUAGCACAUAGGUAAAGGGGAUGGGCGAAGGAAUACGGAUACAGGGGUAGCAGGACUACAGAGAAAGGAAAGGUACUAAGAAGAAGAAUUAACGGCGGACAGAAAACACCAAAAAGAAAAGAGAUGUCAUACAUAGUAGAGAAAAGGAAGGAAGACAGGUGAAGAUAGGGAUUGUAAAGGCCUUUUUCAUACAGGAGCAGAGAACUUGUAAGUUAAACCUCUACCUUUACUUUAUAAUAUCACAUAGCCAUUUCAUAGCUGUUGUGGGAACAUUAUGCAACAGGAGGGCUGACUUCGCUUAGGCAACCUGCUGCAUUUCAGCUGUUUGCUAGUCACAAUGUGAACUGGCUGACAGGACAAACUGGGAUUUGUAGUUUCUGUGUCUGAAACAUGCAGGAAUACAAGGGUUUCAUGUCUGGGGUGGAUACGAUAGCAGUCGGUUUCAUCACCAUGAUAAAAUGUUUUGCUUUCUUGUGAAGUCUAAAGGUAUGACUGGCGUAGGUGGAAUAACAAGUUUUCACACUGCCAUAUUAUUGGAUUGCAGAAGCCUUUUAAGGUGAUGUGGACAAUACCUCUCUGAGUGCAGCAGCACUGCAUAUACAUGUAUAACAGCAUUCACAGAGCUUGGUGAUCACAUAUAAACAUAUGAAAUAUUAUACUACCACGGCCGCUUUGGAACAUGCUUCAUCCGGGGGGAAAAAAUAGGGAAAGUACAUUAUAAAAAAAUGUAAAAUACAGUAAAAUAUUCUUUAAAAACAUGGUUUAUAAAGUACUAUUUUGUUUUAGUGUCUUUGACAUAAACUAUUACUCAUAAUGCAUGCAUUGUAAGAAUAAUGCAACCUAUAAUGUAAAGAGUAAGGAUAAUAAGCCAUGUCUGAGCUCUGUCCUCUAUAUAAAAAUACGUGACUUCUAAUAUCCUUCUAUUUCACAGUAUUGGGUGCAUUAUUCCAUAUACAGGUACACCACCGAUUAUCUGGCACCUGAUGGUCCAGCACCGCUUUUAAACCGGACACAUCAGGUGCCUGGGGAAGUUAGGCUCCGGGUGGGAGUUAGGAUGUGGGAGUGUCUAGAUAGGCUGCGGGAGGCACUUAGGCUGUGGGAGGCACUUAGAUAGACAGCAGGAGGCUUGGGCUGUGGGUGGGGGAGUCUGGCUGCGUGCGGGUAGUCAGGCUAUGGAGGGGAGUUGCACUGUGGGCAGGGAGUCGGGCUGCUUGGCUGGAGUUAGGCUGUGGGAGACACGCUGGAUAGAAUUAGGCUGCAUGGGGGCAAGUCAGGAUGCCGCCGACACCAUCAUCGAUACCACCGAUAAUCCGACAAAACCGAUAAUUCGACACAGUGCUGGAACCGAGGGUGCCAGAUUAUUGGGGGUGUAGUACACAUCGGGAUGUUCCUAUGUGUUUAUGUUGGCAAGUGGGUACAGAAAUGGAAUGCUCUUGGGUACAUGUUAAAGAGCGGGUGGUGUUACCAGAAAUGAGUAAUUCCCAUUUUCAUGCAUCCCACUAGUGUCUCAAACACAUGUAGAAUGCACAAAAGAGUAAAGACAUGAAUGAACGAAUGCUGUUGCAUUUGGUAUAAAUGUGAACUCUCCCGGAUUAUGCAACACUUUGCCAUCGGUAUACCCUCAGCUGUGCUGGGAAAUGGCUGUACCUGAUACACAGUGUUUCUCACCCUCUACCCUCAGGUUUUCCAGCAGGUCAUAUUUGAGGGUUCUGUCUGUAGAAGGAGGUGGAAUAAUGACUGACCCCGGCAAAGUAGAUCUACUCACCUGUGCAUGAUUAGAGACAUCCACAAAACAUGGCCUGUACUUGAGGACUGAAGUUGAGAACCACUGCUGUAACAUUAUAAAUACUGUAUGUCGAUCUGUAAAAUUAAUUUAUUCUGACUUAUAGUGUACAUGGCCAAGAACAGCUUGUCAGCCGCAUGUUCCAUCAUUUGUGCAUGAGUAAUUGCUGUUUUCUCUAAGAGAAGACAGGCAGUUUUUUAUAAUGCUGAAACCAAAAUGUUCAGUGAUGGUGGGUGGAGGCUGCUAUAUACUUCCAGAUUAUGCUGUCAUUUAUAUGUAGAUCAGGAGGGCACAUGUAUUCAGCAUUGUCAGUACUGAUUUAGUGUACUGGUGAUCUGCUGAUAUUAGGUGGUGGCAUCUUCAGUCCUUCUGUAAUGUGCUUGUUGCACAGCUAAUAUUGGGUGGUGGCAUCUUCAGUCAUGACAUAAUAUGCUGUUGCACUGCUAAUAUUAGGCAUUGGCGUCUUCAGUCAUGACUUAAUAUGCUGUUGAUCUGCUAAUAUUAGGCAUUGGCAUCUUCAGUCAUGACAAUGUGCUGUUGAUCUGCUCAUAUUGGGCGGUGGCAUCUCUAGUCAUGCCAUAAUAUGCUGUUCAUCUGCUAAUAUUAGGCAUUGGCAUCUUCAGUCAUGCCAUGAUAUGCUGUUGAUCUACUAAUAUUAGGCAUUGGUAUCUUCAGUCAUGACAAUAUGCUGUUGAUUUGCUAAUAUUGGGGUGGUGGCAUACUUAGUCAUGACAUAAUAUGCUGUUGAUCUGCUAAUAUUGGGCGGUGGUAUCUUCAGUCAUGUCCAUGUGCUGUUGAUCUGCUAAUAUUGGGUGGAGGCAUCUUCAGUCAUGACAUAAUGUGGUAUUGAUCUGUGAAUAUUGGGUAGAGGCAUUUUCAGUCAUGACAUAAUGUGCUGUUGCUCUGUUUACAUUUGGAUCAAAUGUGAUUGUGAAAAAUUUACAGAUUAACCUUUUACGUAUGAAAUCUUUCUAUAAGCUAUAAGUAUGUAUUGAAAUGAGUGUGUACAUAGAGAAAGGUAGAGUGUUCAUUUAUAUAUAGGUAUAUGUAUAUUGAUUUGGUAUAUUUAUAGUAUACUACAGUGUAAUUUUAUACUGUACCGUUGGUCCACUAUGGUCACAGUCAGGGUGUCUUAAUUAUAGGAGUUGUGGGGCGCCAAAACAAAUGUGGGAAAUAAUAGUGGGAAUAUUUUAUCAGUUUAUUGGAAGUUUAUUUUUAAAUAUUUGUACUGUUUACAAGAGAAGUCUGGUAUGAUGCCUCGUCAAGAGCAAUGUUCUGCAGCACACAUUUUGGGCAGUGACCUUCUGAUUAAUCUUUUACUUUCGGAUGUUGACAGAACAGCAAUAAGGAGAAGCAAUAUCUGGUGGGUGUAACCUCAGGUGAGGUAGAACGUGUAAUCUUUAGGCCUUUUUGAGCUGCACUAAAUAUAGGUGUCAACAAGAAAACAAGCAAGCAAAUUAAUACCUUUAAAAAUUAUACUGUGAAUGAAAGGUACAAGUUAUUCUGGAACCUGCAGAGAGAAAGAGGUUGACAAAAUGGAAAGUUUACCAUCUAUUUAUCAGCCUCCAAUCCAACAUGACCCCUUCCAUCAGGUAUGGUGUGCUCUGCUGCUGGUCUUCCCCCUCAAUGUUUUAUUACAGGCCCCUGUGUUAAAAGAAUUAAUUGAUGAGAAAGAUGUUUCAACACAUGUGACAACGAUAAUAAAUUGAGAGGUCAGUCCAGGAGCAGAGCUUUUUGUACCUGAUGGAAGGGGUCAUAUUGGAGGGUCUGAUAGAAAUGCAGUUUACUUUUGAGACUGAUUUGGUGCCAUUUGCAGGGCUUUCAUUUUGAAACUAGAGUAAAGCUGGCACUAAACUCUAUCUACAGUGCUUCUGAAAUCUAGUCCUACUAACAGUGCAUGUCUCCAUGCUGGAGCACAGGUGUAUUUAUUACUCACUGACACAUUUGAAAAGAUCUACCAGUGGUUCUUAUUAUCUCACUUGUGAUUCUCUGAGGAGACCCAUAAAACAAAUACUGUUAAACCCCUUUCACACUGAGCCUCUGACCCGGGAUAUUGCUGGGGCAACCUGGGUCCGGGCUUGGUGUGAAAGGAUCAACCUGGUUUCUGUGUCUCAGGUCCCCGGACCGAUAUGGAUACAUUGCUAUCUGAAAGGUGCGACCUGGGAUAUUCUAUCAGUGUUAUGUUACCAAGCUGCUCAUUGGAGGAUCAGGAGUGUAGAGAGAUGACUUCAGCUUAUAUAACAUACACUUUUAGCGACUCAAGAGCAGACAUUGGUGCAUUGUGAAAGGAGAUGACCCAGGAAUAACCCAGGUAAACAUGCAGUUGAGAAAGGGGUUUAGCAGUUGUGACACGGCUUGAAACCAUGUUCCCUUUACCCGAAUCAGACCUGGGAUUUAGGUGUGAAAGGAGUAUUGGUGUGUCCUGAGGACUAUAUUUCAGAAGCACUGGUGUAUUAGUGGUUGGCCAAUUUGCACAAGAUCCUAUCAUUCAACACUUGAUCCGAGCAACCAGAUCACUUCCGCAAUCACUGGGGCUAGUUAGUAUUGUUAGAAGAUAUCCCAGCGCACAAAGUACAAUAGGGUUUAUCUUUCAGUUAUAUUUUAAGACAUCCACUUUAUAGCACAUGUUGUGACAUUGGGCUUACUAACAUUUAAUUAUAUACAACUUCAAUCAAUCUUGUAGAUUUUCGGAUUAAAUCAAUGACCUUUGGGUUAAAUGUGUUAUGAAUAAGACAGAUUUUAUUUUUAUCAAAUAUAAUAAUAGUUACAAAGAUAUUUUGUUUGACUAAGAAUAACACAGAUUACACACUCUUCUAGACCAUUAGAUAGAAAGCAAAUACUAUAAAAGAGUACUUAUGCUGUUUUAUGCUGUGUACAUACCUGUCCGUCUUGUACCUUGACCGAGCAGCCAAUUAUUAAAGCUAUAGACACUUACCUAUUUGUUUCACGCUAUGUCUGGCCAUCAUAACUGGGCGGCCAUUUAAAUUUGCCCAUCAAGUUGUGAUGCCUUUAUCGGCGGUUCUUGCGUCCACUUAACAACUCGGCAGUUCAGUCAUACACACAGCCAGAUGUACCUACAUAUCUACAUUGGCCGUGCUGCAGAUCUGAUGCGAUAUGUCUGUGAUCAACGUUUACAGACAUAUCCUCUGUACACAACAGACAGAUGCACUAUGCGAUAUAUUGUUCAUCUGCAUUAUUUGUUAAUGUUAUGUAAAAUCUCUGUUCUAGCUUGUCAAACUCUAAAAGAUAAGGUUAAGAUGACUUGCAUAAUAUAUAUAUAUAUAUAUAUAUAUAUAUAUUCACUCCUUUUUGGUCGGCACUACCAGUCGAGAAAAUAUUGCCCCGGUGCUCCCCCAGGCAAGCAAACCACAAA
This is a messenger RNA of Pseudophryne corroboree (corroboree frog), 8375 nucleotides long. RefSeq names its product XK related 7 (gene XKR7). Lineage: Eukaryota; Metazoa; Chordata; Amphibia; Anura; Myobatrachidae. Gene Ontology annotation, biological process: phosphatidylserine exposure on apoptotic cell surface; apoptotic process involved in development; engulfment of apoptotic cell. Gene Ontology annotation, cellular component: plasma membrane. The transcript is spliced from 3 exons. The record is from RefSeq and is a predicted model, not a curated record. The coding region runs from base 326 to 1816 and encodes 496 amino acids.